This is a messenger RNA of Saxophila tyrrhenica, 1416 nucleotides long. It is a transcript of the gene MSY1, whose product is annotated as tyrosyl-tRNA synthetase. Gene Ontology annotation, cellular component: cytosol; mitochondrion. Gene Ontology annotation, molecular function: tyrosine-tRNA ligase activity; RNA binding; ATP binding. The record is from RefSeq and is a predicted model, not a curated record. Lineage: Eukaryota; Fungi; Ascomycota; Dothideomycetes; Mycosphaerellales; Extremaceae. The transcript has 3 exons. Gene Ontology annotation, biological process: tyrosyl-tRNA aminoacylation. The coding region runs from base 1 to 1416 and encodes 471 amino acids.
AUGAAACGACAGAGUAGCAACCUCCUCGACACACUGGAAAGCAGAGGACUCAUCAACCAGAUCGCCGGCGACCGCAAUGCUCUCCAUAGUCUUCUGCAGAGCAAGAAGCUCAGCUUCUACGCUGGCAUUGAUCCCACAGCUCCGUCCCUCCACCUAGGUCACCUUCUCCCACUCAUGGUCCUCUUCUGGACCGCAAUACAUGGCCACAACGCAGUAUCGCUGGUCGGUGGCGCAACCGCAAGGGUAGGCGACCCUAGCGGUCGGCUUACAUCGCGCGCGGAUACUGCUGGUGAGGUACAGAGAACGAACUUCAAGAGCAUGUUCAGCCAAGUGGGGAGUCUAUGGAAAACGGCCUUGCUUUACGCGGAAAGAAGUGGUAAUGAGAAGGAGAAGAUGGGCCAGCAGACUUUGCUAGACAAUGCGCAAUGGCUGGACGGACUGACUGUCCUGGACUUCUUGAAGAUGCUGGGAAGUGGGAUGAGGUUGGGUACAAUGCUCGGACGGGAUACGGUCAAGAACAAAAUGGAAAAAGGCGACGGCAUGUCUUUCGCCGAGUUCACCUAUCCACUUCUUCAAGGCUGGGACUGGUGGCAUAUGUACUCCAAGAUGGGCGUGCAGAUCCAGGUCGGGGGUAGUGACCAGUAUGGGAACAUAAUUGCUGGGAUGGAUGCAGUCAAGCACAUUGCUCAGGCUUCAGCUCCUGACGGCGAACAGCCGCAAUGGUUAGAUACAGAGGGCAGGAUGCGAAGUGAAGACGCGCCAAUGGGCCUUACUGUCCCACUUCUGACCACAUCGGCUGGCGAGAAGUUCGGAAAGAGUGCUGGAAAUGCGGUUUGGCUGGACGGAAGCAUGACCUCGCCAUUCGAUUUAUACGGGUUCCUUCUUCGCUCCGCGGACGCUGACGUGGAGCGGUACUUGAAACUCUUCACGUUCGUCCCAUUAAUAACAAUAGCGGAAGUGAUGAGAGCACACUCGACAGACCCAGGAAAGCGGAAAGCGCAGCACCUACUUGCUCGCGAAGUCCUGGCUCUCGUGCACGGCAACGAAGUCGCCAUGAAGACCCAGCAAGAACACCACGCCAUGCGAAAUCCUACCCUUGCAAGCUCUGGGCCCUAUUCUGGUACAGAAAGUGGCAGCGUUGUAAUUCCCACUUCUGAAGUCAUCGGUCAGUCUUGGGCGAGGGUACUAGCAACGGCUGGUCUUGCAGCCUCGCGUUCGGAAGGCACCAGGAUGCUGAAGAGCGGUGCUGUGUACACUGCAUCAAAUAGCGGCAAAGGAGCAACUUUGCAGUUCAAUGCCGUCAACGACCCGAGAGUUGUCGUGGGCCGCGGAGAUUUGGUCGAUGGAAAGCUGUUGCUUAGGAUCGGGAAGUGGAAGGUUAGGGUGGUCGAGGUUGUUGAUGAUAAAAUUCGAUAA